CUAGACUUCAGAAUAAACCCAACCUGUUCUUGGAUUGCUUGAUUGAGUCAUAGCUUUGUGUGCAGUCGCUCAGACGAGUUCCAAACCAAGAGGAAAUCAAACCAACUGUCGAGAAGACAAACCUGAACACAAGCUUGAAAGCUUUUGACCCUUACCUGCCUCCCCUUGAUUUACUGCACUUUGGUCCAGUUUCCCCAACCCUGACACCAAUUCAGGAUGGACAGGAAGCUGCUUUGUGUGACGCUGUCGGUCCAGCCGUCCCGAGGGAUUGUGGAUGAGAAGUUCACCGUCUUGGUCCAGAACCUCCCCCCCGGGUUCCAGCUGACCGUCCACGCCCUCCACCAGUGUGAAGACGGACACAGCUGGGAGGCUUUUGCUCACUACACCGCCGACACCACCGGGGCUGUGAACCUGUCACAGGAUCCCAGUCUGGGCGGGACAUACUCUGGGGUUGAACCGAUGGGUCUACUGUGGAGCCUCAGACCAGUUCCUGGCACCAAAACUGGACUCAGGUUGAGGAAGGUGAACGUCCAGACCCCCAUGGUGGUCACAAUCUCGGUGUACCAGGGUCACCAGAUGGAGGGCUUCUUGGAUCAGGUGCCGCUGGCCAGUGUGGUGGUGGAGCGAUGGUACAUGGCACCCGGAGUCCGUAGAGUCCCAAUAACAGAGGGCAGUCUCACUGCGACCCUCUUCCUGCCCUCAGGACCUGGACCUUUCCCCGGACUCUUGGACCUUUGGGGGGAUGGAGGGAAUCUGGUGGAGUACCGGGCAGCGCUGCUGGCCUCUCACGGCAUCGCCUCCAUGGCCCUCGACUACCUGACGGCAGAAAUCUGUAGGGAAACUGGGAAAAUGGUGGAUUAUGAUUACUUUGAGACGGCCUUUAGAUUCCUGGAGCAGCAUCCUCAGAUCCUCGGCAGCAGGAUCGCCAUGCUGGGUCUUUCCUUUGGCACUGCUGUCACUCUCAGAAUGGCUGUUUACUCCGAGGUUAUCAAGCUCAGAUGUGCAGUGUGUAUCAGUGGGAGUCAUGUGCAGCCGAUUGACGGACCUGUGGAACAAAUAAUGGUUUACUUAAACAAAAACGUUGAGAAGACUCGCUACGACAAAGAUAACCAGGUGAUCUGGAGAGAUCUGCUGCUGCCCAUCCCCACGGACCCCUCACUCAAAGUGGAUGUGGGACGACUGCGGUGUCCUCUGCUGCUCGUUGUAGGUGAGGACGAUCAGAACUGGCCAUCCUGCGAGUCUGCAAGUGAUAUGAAAGAGAUGAUGGAGCGGGCGGGGAACAGCCACCUGCUGACUGUCCUGUCCUACAAGAACGCCGGUCACCUGAUCGAACCUCCGUUCACACCGUUCGCCAGAGCCAGCACCUUCAAGCCUGUCAGCAGCCAACCGAGCAAGGUGAUGACUCUGUGGGGCGGAGAGCUGGUGGGACAUUCUCGCGCUCAGGAAGACGCCUGGAGGAAGACGCUGGUCUUUCUGAGGGAGAAUCUGUACGGCGACACGAAACCUGGUGCUUUAUUUUCCAACCUGUAACCAAAACAAGUAAUAUCUGUAGAGUCGUAAAAUGGCACUUCUGGCACCUUUGGUUCAGGAAGUAAAAGUUAUCUUUACCAUGCUCAAA
Messenger RNA from Eleginops maclovinus (Patagonian blennie), 1618 nucleotides. Its product is annotated as peroxisomal succinyl-coenzyme A thioesterase-like. The transcript is spliced from 12 exons. Gene Ontology annotation, biological process: fatty acid metabolic process; acyl-CoA metabolic process. The record is from RefSeq and is a predicted model, not a curated record. Gene Ontology annotation, molecular function: fatty acyl-CoA hydrolase activity. NCBI's taxonomy places the organism in Eukaryota, Metazoa, Chordata, Actinopteri, Perciformes, Eleginopidae. Bases 217 to 1530 code for a protein of 437 amino acids.